AUGGCGGAUCCUUUUCGCGCAGCCAUCGGUCCAGACGACCUCUUCGCGGCUGCUGCAAGUCCAACCAAUGGCGCCUCUAAUGGCACGGACCCGCGUCGUCUGUUGCCGCACCACCAACAUCUUCAACUUCACCACCUCCAACCCCAGCAACCUCCCUCGCCAUCUGCUGCUGCCCACUCCGCCGUCGCCCAGUCCGAUCUGCUCGCCGACCAGCUCUUCUUCGACUCCUUCCCUUCCUCUGCCUCUUCUGCCUCUGCCUACGCCGCCGCCCCGCAACAGCCCCCGCCCCCGCCCCCGCCCCCGCACUGGCUCCACCAGUCCGUCGUCAAUCCCUCGUCCGCUCAGCCUGCUCCCUCGACAUCAAACCUUUUCCAGGCCGCCGCCUACGGUUCUUCCCCGUCUCUGAAUCAUUUUAACCUCCAGUCCGACUUUGUCCCCUCGAUGUCCCCGCUCGCAAAUCCCUCCGCAAACGGCCAUCCCUUUGACUAUGCUCCUGCAGACCAGGACGACCUCAGCCGGCGCGGUGCAAGGCGAAAGCGUCCUCCUAUCGACUACGCUGCCAUAGAAGAGACAAACGACUUUUUAUUUGAUCCCCCACCACGGCAAUCUCCGCAACCCAAGAAACUCAAGUCAGCCCAAGUCCGCCCACCCUUCGCCAACGACAAACCCGUCGUCGUCAACCCCAGUCCCUCAGAAUACUGGUACACCCAGAGCAAAAACUGCCAGAGCAUGAACGUCGGCGUCCGGCGCUGCCGCGCUUGCACGCGUCGCAAAUCUGGCGUCGGCGCAUGCAGAUUCAUCACCGUCCGUGUGUUCAAAGAAGACGUCUCGGGCCCGUACUACGACGGCGAGGAUCCCGACUACGGCUUCCGCAAUUUUCUCAGCACGAUCAAAAUUGAUGAAGCCGCGCCUUCGACCGGACCCGAUGCGCGCAUCUGGUCGUCCCCUUUUCUCUCUGCGACUACCUUCACCGCCCCGCCGACAUCGCUCGCCGACAUCACCUACGUGCUCGACCUCGUGAGCGUCACUCUACAAGAUUUUCUCGCCCAAGAGCUCGUGCUCGAAAGCCGCGAAAACCUCCUGCGCGUGAUCCCAAAGGACGCCGACUACCGCUCGCUGUGCGACAUCUGCGGCACCUCCAUCUUCUCCGGCAGAUUCAUGUGCUACUUCUGCGGCCUCGAGAUGUGCAUCGACUGCUUCGACGACUGGCGCAACCUGGGCUCGAAUCCGCCGGACCGCAAGCUGGCGCGCAACACGCAGCAGUUUGUCUUUGAGUUUUGCGCGUACGGGAACCGGCAUGAUCGCUCCUCGCUCGUGCCCGUCACGCGCAUGCUCCCGGGAGACUUGCAGGCGGUUUACGACGACGUGAGUGCGCGCAUCGCGCUUGGUGCGGCCGAACUCGCGGCAAGCACACACCUCAAGCGCGAAACCGCGCCGCUGCCGCCGAUCGCGCAACCGCUGCUUGACGUAGACAAAGUUCUCUCGCAUCCAAAACGCAUCGAUUUCGGCAGCGGCGAGCUCUCGAUCGACCAGUUCCGCGAAAAAUGGAGCGAGGGCAUGCCACUUGUCAUCCACGGCGCCGGCAGUGCGCUCAAGUACGACUGGUCCGACGACGCCUUCCUCCUGCACCCCAAGAGUGGCGACCACUGUACUUUAUUGAACGAGACCGGCGCGCUCUACGACUCUACCGUUCGCGAGUUUUUUGAGGGGUUCAAGACUGGUUUGUUUCGUGGGCUGCUGCCGGGAAUGAGACUGAAGGAUUGGCCUGUUCAUGCCUCGUUCGAGCAAGUUUAUCCUGACCUCUUUGUCGACUUUGACAACGCACUCCCGUUUCCCAUCUACACGCGACACCUCGGAUUCAUGAACCUGGCAUCGAUGUUCCCCGUCGAAGCCAACAAGCCCGAUCUAGGACCCAAACUCUACACCGCAUACGCCUCCUCGCACGCUGCCAAGGGCCGCGGCAGUACCACGCUGCACAUGGACGUCACCGACGCGUGCAACAUCAUGUGCUACUCCGUCGCCAACGGCAGUCCGGACUCGCUCGACAACGUGCCCGGCGCAGACACAGACACAGACGCACAACAGUCUCCUCCCGCCGUGAUCGGCGCGGUCUGGGACAUCUUCCGCGCCGAAGACAGCGACAAGAUCCGGCAAUUCAUCCUCGAGCGCGAACAGGAAGAUCCCGACCUGUACCACAACCCGCAGCUGCCGACGUCCAAGUCCGGCAAGUCCGCGCCCAAGACCGCGACAGACGAUCCGAUCCACCGACAGAUCUUUUAUCUGACCGACCCGGAGCUGAUUUUGCUGCGCAAGCGAUACGGCGUCGUGCCAUUUCGGAUCUGGCAAAAGGUGGGCGACGCGGUGUUUGUCCCCGCCGGAUGCGCGCACCAGGUUUGCAAUCUAUCUUCUUGCGUCAAAGCUGCCAUCGACUUUGUCUCACCCGAAAAUCUGGACCGCUCAUUCAAAGUUAUGCAUGAAACCCGCAACCUCGCGCGCGUGAAGAAGAAAGACGACCUGCUGCAGUUCAAGCAGAUCCUUUUCUGUGCAUACAUCAGAGCAAAAUACGAACUCCGUCUCGCCACCCAAUGCUGA
Molecule: messenger RNA, 2592 nt
Organism: Myxozyma melibiosi
Lineage: Eukaryota; Fungi; Ascomycota; Lipomycetes; Lipomycetales; Lipomycetaceae
Exons: 3
Coding region: 1-2592 (863 amino acids)
Biological process (GO): regulation of transcription by RNA polymerase II
Cellular component (GO): chromatin; histone deacetylase complex
Molecular function (GO): histone H3K9 demethylase activity; transcription coregulator activity; chromatin DNA binding
Source: RefSeq, a predicted model, not a curated record